UUUUGAAUAUGCUAUGGCUCAUGCUGCGGUUUACUUCUGCGUUUGUCUUCUGCUGUCUGCAGCUUCAGGGCAGAAAAUCCCAGCUGACUCAGGACAGGACGUCACUCUGACAUGUCGAGUUCCAAACAACAACAUCUUAACGGUAGAGUGGAGCAGAGCUGACCUGGAGCCAAAAUAUGUUUAUGUGCACCGGGAUGGGCGUUUUGAUCCAGACAACCAGCAUCCAUCUUUUAAGAACCGGGUGGAUCUGCAGGACAGACAGAUGAAGGAUGGAGACAUGUCUCUGAUUCUGAAGGAUGUGACGAUUAAUGACACUGGAACAUAUGAGUGUCGUGUCGUCCAGAAAGGGACAAGCAACAAGAACAGUGAUCCUGUCUGCAUAGUCACACUGAGUGUUGAUCCUCCAGGGGAACACACCACCACACCUCCACCUACAUCCACCUCUCCUCUUGGUUCCACCUCCAUCACUCUUCCUCCAUCGCCUUCUCCUCCUGUUCUCUCUGUUGUCAUCCGUUGGAUCAGUGUUGUUGUGGUCUACUGGUAUACUGGUUUUGCUG
Molecule: messenger RNA, 557 nt
Organism: Maylandia zebra (zebra mbuna)
Lineage: Eukaryota; Metazoa; Chordata; Actinopteri; Cichliformes; Cichlidae
Source: RefSeq, a predicted model, not a curated record